Messenger RNA from Owenia fusiformis, 572 nucleotides. The record is from the annotation of a GenBank genome assembly. NCBI's taxonomy places the organism in Eukaryota, Metazoa, Annelida, Polychaeta, Sabellida, Oweniidae.
UUUACUUACGAUAUCAUCAAAUAUACAAUAGUGAAGUGCACAAGUGAUGUAACAACACCUAUGUAUUAAGUUUGAACAUCUUGAAGAACAUUAGGUGGUCAACAUGUCAACUCUAGAUGUACAAAUGGUCAAGCAAGAGCCUGUUGACGUAAAAGUCGAAGCAACACAAGAAUGUGCAUGCUAUGAUCAACCAGGAGCUGCACCUUAUGAUGCCAACAUGUCAGCUCUAGAUCUACAAACAGUCGAGCAGGAGCCAAAUGAAUUAGAAGCAACACAAGAACAUGAAUGGCAUGUUCAACCAGGAACUGGACAUUAUGAGGUCAAUAUGUCAACUCUAGAUGCACAAAUGGUCAAGCAGGAGCCAGUUGAAAUAGAAGCAACACAAGAACCUCAAUGGUAUGAUCAACCAGGAGCUUCAGAUCAUAACCUGGACGAGAUGCGUCAUGUUGAAAUUAAAGAAGAAGCAAUGCAAGAACAAUUUUAUGAUCAACCAGGGUAUGGCGAUCUUAACCUGGACCACAACCACAUUUCUACACAAAGUGCCACAAGUAACUUUGAGUGCAGCACCACAA